UGUGUGCAGAGGUUUUGGAGGUUCGGGUCAUGUUGCCCCUCCUAACGCACUGUGAUGCUGCAGCCUGCAGGCAGAGUGUGAUCAGCCGCUGCAGCCCGGCGCCUCCGAUCAGCUCCUGCAAACCUCCACAAAGACAAACUCCGGAUUUCACGCUGCGUCAUUCGUCUUUUCGGGGCUUUAAAGGGAGUAAACGCGUGCGCUCCUGUCGCUCCGGGUGUUGCCAGUGUCUGGUCUCUGCAGGAAGAUGAAGCUUGAAACUCUAGUGAAACUUCUCCUUGUGUUUUUCCUUCCUCACGCAAUGCGCGCUCAGACAGCGCUCCCUCCUGAAUGUGCACCGGGGGGCCACUCCAUCCUCCAGAACCCCUACCGCAGCGCCACCUUCAGCUCCAGCUGGCUGCAGCAGUCGGCCCUGCAGGACUUCAUCUGCGACCACUCCCUCACUCCGGGCUGGUACCAGUUUCAGAUCUUUGACAAGCCGGCCAGCAUGCCCACUCAGUGUGUGGAGGUGAACCACUGUGGGACCCAGGCCCCGGUGUGGCUGUCCCUGCGUGAAGGCGAAUCCUUGCCUGGACCGCUGGAGCUCCGGCAGCUGACGGCCUGCGCUGCCUGGCAGUUCUUCCCGAGCAGCAGCAAAGACUGCUGCUUGUUCCGCAUCCCGGUGACCGUGCGUAACUGUGGAGACUUCUACGUUUACCUGCUGCAGCCCACACAGGGAUGCAUGGGAUACUGCGCUCAAGAAAUGUCAGAGACUUUACCCACGACGUCGCUGACCUGUGGCCCUGACGAGGUGAACGUCGAUGGAACAUGUAAACCCGAGCAGCCUCCCUCUCCCUCGGUGCCGGUGAUAGUGUCGGAGGUCACCGGUAACACUGUUUACCUCAAGUGCAGCUUCGACAUCAGCCCCGGAGGCUCCAGCAGCUCCGGCAGCUCCCUGGGCUUCGUGGUGGCCUGGUCCCGUCUGUCACCUGAGGGACGGAAGGACGAGCUGAAGCAGGAGACCACCAUCCAGACCUCGGCCUUCAUCGAGCUGGACGGUUUCAACCUCCGCCUGGGGGACAAGAUUUACUGCUCCUGUUCCAGUUUCUUCUUGGAGUCCCCAGACGUCCGCGGUGCUUCAGUGGAAAGUCAGGAGUUUUUUGCUGGGAUUAGG
This is a messenger RNA of Paralichthys olivaceus (Japanese flounder), 1150 nucleotides long. NCBI's taxonomy places the organism in Eukaryota, Metazoa, Chordata, Actinopteri, Pleuronectiformes, Paralichthyidae. The record is from RefSeq and is a predicted model, not a curated record.